ACAUGACACAACUGAAGUUGUAGCGGCAAAUGUGGCUCAAAAUUUGAUUUAGGACACAAGUCUGAGUACUAGUUAUGGUGUUCUGGCAUUAUUUUGAAUCCCCUUAUUCGAAUUUCCAACUCCAUCACUAGUCACACGGGUAUAAGAAUUAUAUAUUGAGGUUGGUUCUGAUAUUAUGUGAAGGAUACAAACGCCAUGCAAAACCUUAAAGGCAAUGAAUGAAGCACUCUAAAAAAAAGGGCAGCUCAGUGCACAAGGCAUCUCAUGUUCACGCAGGGCUCGGGAAAGGGCCGCACCCCAACUGUGAUGUAGACAGUCAACCCUAAUGCAAGCAUUAGUGACUGCUUCCACGACUUUUAUAAAUGGAUCUUUACACAAAUAGCCAGUCAUAUUCCCAUUUGAAAAUUCAUAAGGCUGGGUUUCAAAUCUCAAUAUAGAAAAUGCAGGAGGAAAUUGUAUUUGUUUGUAAAACUGGCUAGACUUCUUGGAAAUUCACAAACUGCACCAACCCUUUUUCUCUUUUUAAUUUCAUUUGGUGGGGAAUGGGGUUUUAGAAAAGCCAGAGGGUAUUGAGGGGACCGCAAGUUAAUGUUAGCGGCAAAUUCGUGUAUAUUGAACUUAGAAGCAAUAUAUUGCUUUCCAUGUAAACUUUCCCAAAAAAGUAUAAUUUUAACUUCUAAAAGAGAAAAAAACAGGGGCCAGCAUCUGCAUAUAAUAAUCUCAACUCCAAGACCUCAUCAUUAAUAUCUCCUUAAACUUCCCCAUUACACAGCUAAAUAACUCAUCAAAAGAAUAAUUAAUAAAUUAAAAGGAGAGAAAAAGGUGAGAAGCACUCAAUUCCAAGAGGGAACCAAAUCAAAAUUGAAGGAUGAGAAGAAAGAAUAAGAAGUAUCUCAGACAAAGUAGUCAAACUUUUACAGCCCAAGAAAACAAAAUCUAGGGCCUUCAUAGAAUAAAGAGCUAUAUAAUUAAAAAUACUAUUAAAGAAAAAAAACUGAAGAUUUCUCCCUAAUUAUCAUUUUAUGUGCAGACACCCUUUUUGAUUCUUGAAAGGUCUGCAGACUAAAUCUUUAUGAAUAGGAAAGUGUAAUGUUUAAGGCCAACUCAUUAACUUCUCGUGUUUGCUUUUUCUUUUCAUUUAGACUUAGGAAUUCCCUUUUUUCCCUUUCCACUUUUUCAAUUCCAGCAUUUCUCUGCUUCCUUUAAAUAAUGAAUAUGGCAGAUUCUCCAAUCAUCUCCUCCACUCUGUAGCAAACACACAUAAUUGCCCCCAACAACCAAUCCUUUUCACUAUAUAGACUCCUAUGUCCUAACCCCUUAAGCUACUCACUUCCUUAUUUUACCUUCUUGAAUUCACUUCCAAUACAUAUAACCAUCAAUAUUUUGUCACCUUUUCUUCUCUUCUAACUUACCAUCUUCUUCUUUUUCAAUCUUUGUGAUGAAUCAUUCUUCCUCUACAACUUCUGUUAAUGGUUUCUACAACUUCCUCACUAGAGGACUUGACAAUCUUGAUCACUUAUUCCUGUCUCAGAACUUCAUGUCUUUCCAUUUUCUUCAACAUGUUUUGUCAACUUUGAGAUCUUUUCAUUCCCAGUUAACAUUUCUGGUUCAAAAACUACAUUUGCCUGUUGGAGAGAAAUGGCUUGAUGAGUACAUGGAUGAAAGUUCAAGACUUUGGGAAGCUUGCCAUGUUCUCAAAUCAGCAAUCUCCAGCAUGGAAAAUUAUUACACUUCUGGUGCCAAUUUAGCUUCUUCUUUUGAUGAUCACAACAUUUUAAAUCCUCUGCUUUCCCGCCAGGUUAUUCGCGCGAUAAAUAGAUGUCAAAGAGAAAUAGUAGCACUUGAAGAAGAAAACAAGAGCUUAAUGGAAACAAGAAUGCAAGAUUUAUCAUUGAGGUUCGACGAAAAUAUUAUGAUAGGAUCAAAAUUCAAUGGAUUCAGUGGCUUUAGAGGGGUGCUUUAUGCAAUGAAGAAUGUCAGCUCAUUGCUUUUGGCCAUUUUGGUAAGUGGACUUGUAUAUUUUUGGCCAGAGACAAGUUUUUACCAAGGGAAUGGUCAUGAAGGGAACAUGGUUUUCGGUUCAUCUUUUAUGGUUUCAACUUCAAGAUUGCAUCAGAGAGUAGUAGCAGAGGUGAAUCAGGCAGAAGGGCAGCUGCCCGGAAUCCUACUUUUCGAGUAUCAAAGAGCAAGAGUAGCUAUGGCUGAGCUGAAAAUGGAACUAGAAAGAGCCAAGGAGUGUGGAUUAGUAUUAACACAAAUUGAUAUCCAAGACAAGAUUGAAAACUUGAAAGAUUGCUUUGGAAUGUUGAAAUGUGGGGCAGAAAGCAUCAUUGGACAACUUGAUGACUUCUUUGAUGAAAUAGUAGAAGGAAGAAAGAAACUUUUGGAUAUGUGCACUCAUAGGUAAAGACAACAAAGAAAGAACAAAUGGAGAAAGAUGUGUGCAGCCAUAGCCUUAGAGAUUGUAGAAGUGUAAGGAAUAACUUAGUGGAGUAGUUUCUUUUCUUUUUUUUAAAUAUUUUGGCUCUACUUCUUUUUAUCCA
Molecule: messenger RNA, 2543 nt
Organism: Nicotiana tabacum (common tobacco)
Lineage: Eukaryota; Viridiplantae; Streptophyta; Magnoliopsida; Solanales; Solanaceae
Source: RefSeq, a predicted model, not a curated record